Coregonus clupeaformis (lake whitefish) is the source of this 1733-nucleotide messenger RNA. RefSeq names its product cytochrome c oxidase assembly factor 1 homolog. Gene Ontology annotation, cellular component: mitochondrial inner membrane. Gene Ontology annotation, biological process: mitochondrial respiratory chain complex IV assembly; mitochondrial respiratory chain complex I assembly. Bases 161 to 610 code for a protein of 149 amino acids. The transcript is spliced from 5 exons. Lineage: Eukaryota; Metazoa; Chordata; Actinopteri; Salmoniformes; Salmonidae. The record is from RefSeq and is a predicted model, not a curated record.
AGAACGUGGAGUCUAAUCACGUGAUAUGGACGUCUCGCCUCCUCUUAUGUGGUUGAAUUUUGUUGUUUUAAAAACAAAUUACGACAAGCUUUGACAUUAGUCCACUCACCAGGGUCUUCUUGUCACUGGUACUGUGAGUGUGCUACUCUAAGCAACAGUCAUGAGGGUCUCCACAAGCAAACUCCAGCAGAUGGCCAUCUACACCACCUUGUUGACUGGUGCUGGCUGCGGCACGAUGUACUACCUUCUGCAAAAGAACUUCUCGCGGUCGGACUACCACCGUCUAGCCCUGGAGCAGCUGAAAGCCAACCAGACAGCCAUGGACAGUCUGGGAGCACCACCCCUGAAGGUCCACAACAUCCACCUGUCUGACCGACACAACCGGGUGGAACCUUACACAGCUGAGAUCAAAAUCCCAGUGACAGGAUCUAAAGAUGGUGGCUACCUCUACACAUCCUCAGUAAGAGACCCCCAAACACUUAGGUGGAAUUUAACGCAGGCAGUGCUGCAGCUUAGAGAGGGUCAGCGUAUUGACCUUCUCACCUUCACACCAUCAACACCACCGCCAAAUAAGACAGAGGGACUUGAGACAGGCAACUGGUCCUCCUGAUCUGCUCACCAGUCACCAAAACUACAGUGUGAUGAAGAUAGAACUGCUGCAAUUGUCCCCCUGUCAUCAUGCAUGGUGUCGCCAUAGCUUUAUCAAUUGAAGUGUAGAUAGUCAUAUUUGAAAAAAGCACCAGAGUGCAGUGCACACCAUUGGAUACUUAUUUAGACAAAGGGCAUACACAAGCUGCCUCUUGGUUUGGAAUCACCAUAGUAAUGUCGAUGAUUUGACCAAUGUUUAUUGAUGCUACUUUGUACAUGACAUUUACAUACAGGGUAUAUACUGUAUAAGAAACAGGAAAAAAGUGUUAUGUCCAUUAAAUGUCAUGCAUAUUUCUUAUAAACAGUGCUGUCCUGAGCAAAAUGUGAAUCCUACUUAGGAGAAUGAAAGGACAAUGACAGCGCAGCAAUUGUUCUACACAUUCCUAGUAUAAUACAAUGCAUCUUAUGAACAUUUCUCCAAAUGAACCAUGUAAUUGCCAGUGUUGGGGAUGCUACUCUGAAAAUAUUUUGCCAGUUACCAAUUACUUCACACUGGAAGAAGUUAAGCUACAUUAAGCUACCUUUAAGAAAAAUAUAGUUUACUUAACUAAAGUUACUUUGAAAAAGUAGUUCACUACAUUCAAACUACUUUGUGAAUAAUUAUAAUUAAAUCUGAAAUGUCAUAGAAUACAAAUUGCAAGAACUUAUCACUCUGUACUAAGAUGUUAACAGAAUGUGUAAUUUAUCCUAUUAAACACAAAAAACUGUUUCAAGUGAGAAUUAGUCAGGUCUGGUGACAAAAAAAGAAAGGACAUUUUUGCCUACUUCAUCCAUAUUUUCUUUUGGCAAAAAGAAAGUAGUGUUUCGUUCUAAUUUAACUACAUUUAGUUCAGCACACCCCAACACUGGUAAUUGCUUAGUCCAAAGCCAUCAUAUCUUAAUAUUCGGCACUUGAGAAACAUUAGGCAAUGGUUCCAGUUGUACUGUACAGUAUCUGAACAACCAGAAAUGUUGUCUCCCAACUCUCAAAAGGAGGUAUUGUUCUAUGUUUUCAGAUUGAUUUAUUAGGACGUGACAUUUUACAGUGAAAAGGAGAUCUGUAAAACGUGUAAACUAAAGGUGGAAAUAAACAAAAUGAAAUAACA